AUGAGGAACGUUUUCGCUACGCUUCCCUUUCUGUCCGGUCUCGCCGUGGCUGUGGCCUUCCUUGUCAACUGGACCGCCGCUUAUGACAGGAGGGUGCCUGGCUUCUUGCAGAGGCGAGCUGUCAACUCGACCGAGCUCAAUGCCUGCAAGGCAAUCGGCAGCGCAUUCACCACUUCCGGUAGCAGGGUCGUCUACCCUCUCGACCUGUCCUACCUCGGUCUCCUCGAACACUACAUGUCCUCUUCCACUCAGUUCUCGACCUGUGUCGCUGUUCCAGCAUCACCUGCUGAUAUCUCUGCUGCCAUCAAAGUCAUCGGCAGCAGGCGCAUUCGCUUCGCUGUCAAGGCCGCUGGUCAUGCUUCAAAUCAGGGCUUCUCUUCGACUCCAGGUGUGCAGAUCAGCCUCGAGAAGUUCCAGCAGGUCAACCUCAGUGGCGACAAGAGCACCGUUGACGUUGGACCCGGUAACAUUUGGGACAACGUCUACAAAGGUCUUGAGGGCACUGGCGUUGCUGUCGUCGGUGGCCGUGUCUCUGGUGUCGGUGUUGGUGGCUUCAUCACCGGUGGUGGUGGCUACAGUUACAAGACUAACCAGUACGGUCUCACCGGUGACACCCUCGUCUCGGCUGACCUUGUGCUUCCCGACGGUACCCUGACCACUGCUUCUCCUUCACAGAACUCUGACCUGUUCUGGGCAAUCAAGGGUGGAGGAAACAAGUUUGGUAUCAUCCACAACUUCAAGCUCAAGACUGUUCCUCAGGGUCAGGUUUAUGGUGGUCUCCGUACCUACACCGCUGACCAGGUCGACGCUGUUGUCAACGCUACUCUCGACUUCUCUGAGAACAGCAAGGACCCUAAGGCAUCCGUCCUUCCUACCUUCAACUUCAUUCUUGGCCAGCCCGGUGUCAUCGUGCUUUGUUUCUACGACGCUCCCACUCCUGCUGCCAACACCUUUGCUGCAUUUGACAAGACCAGGGCGCGCACCUUCACCGACGACUGGAAGACACGCUCGAUCCUCGACCUCGUCAAGAGCGCACCAUCUGACUUGCAGAGCGGUCAACGCGGUGCUUUCCACACCGUCUCUCUCGAGAAGUAUAGCAAGCCUUUGCUUGACUUGAUCGUCAGCGAGCUCAAGUACUACGGAUCGCAGAGUUUCCUCCACAGCGGUACCCUCGUCUCUUACGAUGUCGAGCCUUUCCUUCCCUACUCGCAGUACGCUCAAGAAGCAGCAUGGCCCCACAAGACCAACGCACUGCCCCUCAACCUCUACUUUGCAUGGACCAACCCUGCAGAGGAUGCUUUCUGGACUGACGCCAUCAAGAAGUCAGCCGCCAAGAUUAGCGCUCAAGCUCGUGCUGAGGGCCAGAACUUGGAUAACCUUUACCUGUAUCCCAACUACGCGAUUGCAGGCACACCAUCGUCGGAGCUCUACGGUCCUAACCUCAAUCGCCUUUCGCAGCUCAAGAAGCGCUUUGACCCUCAAGGCGUCAUGGACUUGACCACGUACUUCCCCUUCUAG
Messenger RNA from Ustilago hordei, 1518 nucleotides. RefSeq lists its product as uncharacterized. The record is from RefSeq and is a predicted model, not a curated record. Gene Ontology annotation, molecular function: FAD binding. NCBI's taxonomy places the organism in Eukaryota, Fungi, Basidiomycota, Ustilaginomycetes, Ustilaginales, Ustilaginaceae. Bases 1 to 1518 code for a protein of 505 amino acids. The transcript has a single exon.